Pangasianodon hypophthalmus (striped catfish) is the source of this 2071-nucleotide messenger RNA. It is a transcript of the gene htr3b, whose product is annotated as 5-hydroxytryptamine (serotonin) receptor 3B. Gene Ontology annotation, cellular component: neuron projection; postsynaptic membrane; synapse. Gene Ontology annotation, molecular function: extracellular ligand-gated monoatomic ion channel activity; neurotransmitter receptor activity; transmembrane signaling receptor activity. The coding region runs from base 176 to 1549 and encodes 457 amino acids. The transcript has 9 exons. The record is from RefSeq and is a predicted model, not a curated record. NCBI's taxonomy places the organism in Eukaryota, Metazoa, Chordata, Actinopteri, Siluriformes, Pangasiidae. Gene Ontology annotation, biological process: signal transduction; chemical synaptic transmission; monoatomic ion transmembrane transport.
UCUACAUUGUACACAUGGAAGCAGAGACCAUUCUGAAACGCUUUAGGCUUCUUUUGCUUUCCUGAAGAUUUCACUUGGAUCAUUUAAUAGCAAAUAGUUUCAGUAAUGCUGCACGGAUAAGGCUGGAUUCUUUUUUUUUUUUUUUUUUUUUUACCUGUCACUAAAAGCAGAAGUUAUGUCUCCCAUCCUGCUGGUGUGUGUCUUUCUCUCAGUGAUUUGUCAGGCUGAUUCAGUCCCUGAGAAGCCGAAGAGGUCUGCACUGAACCAGCUGACACGCACACUGCUGCGCCACUACGACUGCGGGAUCCGGCCCGUCCUCAACUGGACCAGUCCUACCACCGUCUUCAUCGACCUCAUUAUCCAGUCUGUGCUGGACGUGGAUGGACAGAUGCAGAAAGUGACCACGAGCAUCUGGUAUCGGCAAAUCUGGAAAGACGAGUUUCUCGUGUGGGAUCCUGAGGAAUUUGAUGGAAUCACAGAAAUCUCACUUUCCUCAGAUGCCAUCUGGGUGCCUGACGUCAUCAUCAGUGAAUUUGUGGAUGAGGGCAAAUCCCCUGUUAUCCCAUAUGUGUAUGUCAACUCGUCUGGGAUGGUGAAGAACUACAAACCCAUCCAGGUGGUCUCAGCCUGCGACUUGGAGAUUUAUGCCUUUCCCUUUGACAAGCAGAACUGCACUCUGACCUUCCGCAGCUGGCUCCACUCAGUGGGUGAGGUGGAUCUGGCUCUUUUGAGAAACGCUGAGGAAAUCGCUACUGACACCCGAGAGUUCAUGAACAACGGUGAAUGGGAGCUGCUCUCUGUGCCUUCUCAUUACUGGAAGCUUAACUUGGCUAACAAGGAUUACGCCCACAUCCAGUUUAAUGUACUAAUCCGCCGGCGCCCCCUGCUGUAUGUGGUCAGUGUCCUCAUCCCCAGCAUCUUCCUCAUGUUGGUGGAUGUUAUCAGCUUCUACCUGCCGCCAAACAGUGGCACCCGCAUCACCUUCAAAACCAGCAUUCUGCUUGGGUACACCGUAUUCAGGGUUAACAUGAUGGAUGAAAUCCCAGCAACAGCCAUCAAAACACCUCUGAUUGGUGUUUUCUUCGCGGUUUGCAUGGCCCUCCUGGUGCUCAGUUUGGCUAAGUCCAUUUUCGUGGUGAAGCUCCUACAUCACAGUCAUGAGGAGGUGAAGAACAUGUCCAUCUCUGCCUGCUUACUGCACAAGUAUGGUUCAACUGAGCAGAGCUUCAGUGAGAGUCUGUUCACCUCUGUGAGGACGCUGGAUGAUGUGGAUCACUCAGGAGGCUAUGAGUUUGAUCUCUCGCCUGAGCCAGACCUGUUGUCUCUGACAGAAACGCAGUCCAGCCCACCACAGCUGCAGAAAAUCCUGCAAGAGCUCACCACCCUCAGACUUUUCCUCCAGGAGGACGAGAACGACGGCAUGGCUCAGAAAGACUGGCUCGCUCUCUGUUACAAAGUGGACAAGUUGCUGUUUCGCAUUUACCUGCUCAUCUUCACCAUUUACUCCAGCACUCUCCUGCUGCUGUGGAGUAGCUGGAGCUCAGUCUGAAGCGCCAGUACUGCGGACAAGACAGACAGAUAGAUAAAUAAAGGGACAAAAUUACUACAUGUAAUGAAAACACAUUGGGAAACACCAAUAAAGAAUUAUCGUGUUACCACUUCUUUAAUUAAUACCCUGGAUGUGAAUUUAUGUAUUUGAAAUAAAUUGAUUAAUUAAUUGAUAGUAAUAAAAAUAAACUUUAAUUAAUUAACAAUUAAUUAAUUAAUCUUCAGCAUUUCAUAAUGAAAGAAUCAAACCAAAAACAUGAUCUUAUAAAAAAUAAAAGGGAAUGACUGAAUGAAUGAAUAAAAACAUCCCAGAGAUCCCACAUGGUACUGACUGAGACAUCUAUUGACACCCAUUAUUGUCCUGGCCUGACUUAAAUUUUCCCAUAAAAAUACAAUCAAAAAAGCAAUCAUUUCCUUAAAAAUGCAUUAGAAACUUUCACUCCAUGCAACAACAUCUUUCCCACCAUCUUUGGCUCACUAAGAAACACAGGGGUAUUGAAGGGAGUUUGCCUUAUAUGUUAAG